Molecule: messenger RNA, 4546 nt
Organism: Cladocopium goreaui
Lineage: Eukaryota; Dinophyceae; Suessiales; Symbiodiniaceae
Source: the annotation of a GenBank genome assembly
GUACUUGGUAGACUUGGUUCUCUCCAAACGGCCGUUGCCGAGACGGCAAGAAGCUGAAACCGAGACCUUCACGUGCGGUGGCGAGCCUCAGAGUGCGUUGGUGACGCACGAAGAAGUGCAAAAUUGGGCCAACGGGACCCAGGAGGCGAUCAUUUGUUCCAUUUCCCACGCCUGGGAAACCCGGGAACAUCCAGAACCGUGUCGGCACCAAUUGCAGCACAUCGUCAAUCAUACGGGACUGUACGGUGCUGCAUUCAAAGCAGACAUUUGGAUCUUCUAUGAUUACAGCUCGCUCUUCCAAUAUGAAAGAACCAACUCACAUGAAGACAAGAGCUUUCGGAAGGCGAUGAACAACAUGCACCUCAUGUAUGCUCACGAAUGCACUUUGACAUUCAGGAUCGAAACCCUUACUCCAAAGGAUGUUUGGGAAACCAUGAUGGCUGAUGAAGGAGCUGUUGUCCGAGUGUAUGAUGCAGGCAGCAAGACUCUGAAAGAGAAGCCCUUGAAGCUCUUGGAAGCCAACAGAACUCCAUACUUGCAGCGAGGGUGGUGUAUGGCAGAAAUCGAAUGGUCAUCUCUGAGAGGAGUGAAUGCACAACAUCAACACAUCGACAGACCGGAGGAUCCGAAGUCUGAGACGCAGGGAUCCGAUGAUCUCAAUGGGAGAGUUCCUAUGAUCCCUGAGAAGUUCAGGCAGCAAAUGGAGCAAGCAAAGUUCACCCAUCGCUCGGAUGCUGAUGCAGUGAUCUAUUUGCAACAGAAGAUUUUCAGGGAGAAGGUGAUCGAAUGUCAACACUUGGUGUUGGAAGGCCUUCCGGCCCAAGAGAUCUUGGCACUAGCGCAUGCACUCCCACACUACGAAAAUCUGAAGAGCUUGACGGUGACGAGGUUUCAAUGUGGCGAGGAAGAGGCAACGUCCCUAGGGAAGGCCCGAGACAUGUCGGUGAUGGUGGUGCUAGUUGCUUUGGCAUCACGUCAAGUGGAGACGCUUGAAAUCAUCGGUGGCAUCGGUGAAAGUGGCCGAUUCAUGGUGAAGGCUCUCGCGGAAGCCUUGAAGAUCAAUAGCUCCGUGCGGGACAUGAAUUUGGCACAUAACCGGAUUGGUCCCGAGGGAGCUCAGGCUCUCGCGGAAACCUUGAAGACCAAUAGCUCCGUGCGGGACAUGAAUUUGGCACAUAACAAGAUUGGUCCCGAGGGAGCUCAGGCUCUCGCGGGAGCCUUGAAGAUCAAUAGCUCCGUGCGGGACAUGAAUUUGGCACGGAAUGACAUCGAUGACACAGGAGCUCAGGCUCUCGCGGAAGCCUUGAAGAUCAAUAGCUCCGUGCGGGACAUGAAUUUGGAACAUAACAUGAUUGGUUCUGAGGGAGCUCAGGCUGUUGCAGACGCCCUGCAGAGGAAGACUUCAGUCAGAGACACCACUGCUGACGGAGCCAAGGCACUAGCCGAAGCUUUGAAGACGAACACUUCCGUGACAAGCAUCGACCUGGGAAACAAUUCCAUCGGCGAUGAGGGAGCGAAGGCCUUUUGUGUCCCGGGAUUCCAAGUGGCCGUAGCCGAAGCUUUGAAGACGAACACUUCCGUGACACGCAUCGACCUGGGUCUCAAUUCCAUCGGCGAUGAGGGAGUGAAGGCACUGGCUGAAGCUUUGAAGACGAACACUUCUGUGACAAGCAUCCGCCUGAGUAAAAAUUCCAUAGGCGCUGAGGGAGCGCAGGCCUUUUGUGCCCCGGGAUUCCAAGUGGCACUAGCCGAAGCUUUGAAGAAGAACACUUCUGUGACAAGCAUCGGCCUGGCUGAAAGUUCCAUCGGCGAUGAGGGAGUGAAGGCCUUUUGUGUCCCGGUGUUCCAAGUGGCACUAGCUGAAGCUUUGAAGACGAACGUUUCCGUGACAAGCAUCAAAUUGGCUCGCAAUUCCAUCGGUGAUGAGGGAGUGAAGGCCUUUUGUGUCCCGGGAUUCCAAGUGGCACUAGCUGAAGCUUUGAAGAAGAACACUUCCGUGACACGCAUCGGCCUGGCUAAAAAUUCCAUCGGCGAUGAGGGGGUGAAGGCCUUUUGUGUCCCAGGGUUCCAACUGGCACUAGCUGAAGCUUUGAAGACGAACGUUUCCGUGACAAGCAUCAACCUGUGUGACAAUUCCAUCGGCGUUGAGGGAGUGAAGGCCUUUUGUGUCCCGGGAUUCCAAGUGGCUGCUCAUGGUCUCACAGAUGUCAACCUUGAUCUACUUCCAAGUCGCUUUCAAUUUGACCAGGCACUAGCUGAAGCUUUGAAGAAGAACACUUCCGUGACAAGCAUCCGCCUGAGUAGCAAUUCCAUCGGCGUUGAGGGAGUGAAGGCCUUUUGUGUCCCGGUGUUCCAAGUGGCACUAGCUGAAGCUUUGAAGAAGAACACUUCCGUGACAAGCAUCGAUUUGGGUGGCAAUUCCAUCGGCGUUGAGGGAGUGAAGGCACUAGCUGAAGCUUUGAAGACGAACGUUUCCAUGACAAGCAUCGGCCUGUGGGCCAAUUCCAUUAGAAAUGAGGGCGCUCAGGCACUAGCUGAAGCUUUGAAGACGAACGUUUCCGUGACAAGCAUCAGCUUGGAACGCAGUUCCAUCGGCGCUGAGGGAGUGAAGGCCUUUUGUGUCCCGGGAUUCCAAGUGGCACUAGCUGAAGCUUUGAAGACGAACACUUCCGUGACACGCAUCUACCUGCGUGACAAUCCCAUCGGCGAUGAGGGAGUGAAGGCCUUUUGUGUCCCGGGAUUCCAAGUGGCUGCUCAUGGAUCAUCAGGACAUUCCGAAGUCGACACAGACAUGACAGCAUUCGAAAACCCAAACCCGGAUGUUGCUGAGCGCGCCGUUUGCUUUGAUCCCCACAGCGGGCGACCGAUCCAGGUGCAACGAUCGUCCGCAGAGGAACAAACACUGGAAACACGUCAAAGAUUCCAAACUCGCCGCAGCAAAGGGUUUCUCACUUGGUGUCACAAGUUUUUUUCUGUCGUUUUCUUUGAACGCGAUUCCGAGCUCACCCUGCUUGGCUUUGGAACAGCGCAAAGCCAGAGCGCGGAGCCGCAGCUGGAAGACGUCGUCAUGGGCUCUGGCGGCUCAUCUCAGGCCCUCCACAAGAGUUUGGACAUGGCGAGAUUUGCUCAUGGCGUGAUGUUGACAGUUGUUGGUUUGGAGGUUUUUGCCACACCAGAAGAACUCAAAUUCCUCACAAGAUUUGGGAACAGAGAACCAUAUUCCAAGCUCAUCUUUCGUGGUUUCCGCUAUUUCUGUACGGGCGGUCAGUGGUUGCAAACGCAUCUUCCUCAGACUCUGAUGUUGAGCCUGCCAUCUCUCGUAUUCCUACCCUCAAAGUGUGUCUUUGGGCUGACCGAGAUGGACCCUCAGUGGGACGCCAACUUCGCCGAGGUCCACAGCAAGCUGUACGACGAAAUCAUGAGUUCCAUCCACCUGGUCUUCGCGCACUUCAGCGAUGGAGUUCGAGGACUUCCGGCGGAACGCCUCGGGCAGGCCAUGCGGAUCCUGGGGAUGAACCCCACGGAGCAUCAGGAUCUUUGGCCGCAGAUUGUCUACAAACACUUGGCAGAUCUUGGUCGCCCAUACAUCGACCAAGCGACGUUUCACCGUUUCAUCCAGGCUGUGGUUGACUAUUUGAAGCAAUAUGAUACGGCCAACAAGGGCGCCUUGUCCACUGAAGAAGUUCAAGCAGCGAUCAGAGAAACUGAAGAGAAUCCGGCCUUGCGUUCACCACGAUUUCUUCUCACCAGCGACUCGCAGAGUCCUAGACAGCUUGGGAUUCCGCUGGGUCGCGAGGCAAGUGUCGCAAAGAUGCCAAGCAACAGCCACCCGGAUGCAAGUAAAGGUCAGCUGGAUAUUGUGGAGCUGGCAACGUGUUUUCUGGAGUUGGGUGAUGAGGCGGACAUGCUUGAGCCAUCGGAGGCAGAGAAAGAGAGAGCAUCUGCGAGUGAAGCAGAUAGCAAAGCAGUCAAAAUUCAGGUGGUCAAAGAUGAUGUAUCAGCUGAUGCCGAGGCACAUGCGGGAGCUGGGGUUCCUUCUUUUGGUGGAAGACAGGAGAGCGCCAGUGGCCCAGCAGCCUACAGCACGAUGUUCAACGAUGUCAGGGCUUCCACGAACGCGGUCUUCAGAUAUUUCUCCCAGCCUUCUGGGGUUCCCGCGGAACGACUUGGACAUGCCAUGGCUAUUCUUGGGAUGAACCCCACGGAAUAUGAGGUCAAAAAGCAUUUGGCAGGUCUCGGAGGUCCAAAAUACAUUGACCGAAAGAUGUUUCACCGUUUCAUAGAGGAGGAAUUGGGAAAGCUGAUUCCGAAAGUUCAGGAAUUGCUGGACUAUCUAAAGCAGUUCGACACGGACGGUAAAGGCGCAUUGUCAGAGGAAGAGCUGCAAGAAGUGAUGAGAGGAAGUGAGCUGAGCCAGGACGAAGUUCAGGCCAGGUGGGAGCUGCACGAUGGAAUUUGGAGGUUGUCACUCUUUAAAGUUUGUCACGAACCUGCAAAGCCAAUCCGUUUAGACACGGCUUUAACUUUACCACCUGUCUUUCAAUAG